AUAUAGGGACAGUCCCUAGCUUGUGGGUAAAAGCCCUUGAGGCUUGAGGGCAAAAAAAGCAGUUUGUGUGGGUGCACCUAUUAAAGCAAGGAUGAGUGAGUCAGUGUUCAAAGUGUUGGUGAUUGGAGAGCCGUCAGUGGGCAAGACCUCCAUGGUGGCUCGCUACUGUUACAGGGACUGGAUUGAAAACUACAAGGCCACUGUGGGAGCUGAUUAUGCUGUCAAGACAAUCAAAUGGUCCACUACAGACACUGUCAGAUUGCAUAUAUGGGACAUUGCUGGACAGGACCACUACCGGGCCAUGACCAGAACAUACUAUAAGGGUGCCUCAGGCUGCAUCGUUCUCUUUGAUCUCACCAACAAGAGAUCGUUCACAGAAGCAAAGACUUGGAAAGAAGACCUUGACUCGAAAGUGCUCUUGUCAAAUGGAGACACUAUCCCUUGCUUGUUGGUAGCUAACAAGGAUGAUUUACCAGACAAACGAGUCACACACAAUGAAAUUGCAAAGUUUGCUAAAGACAGUGGAUUCUUUCAUUGGUCUCCGGUCUCGGUCAAAGAUAACCGAAACAUCACAGAAUCAAUAUGUCAGUUGAUUCAGAAGAUGCUGGAUCAAGAGAAAGAGUCGGCUCAAGCUAAUCCACCAGGGCAAGUGGAUGAGGAUGUGCUUAACUUGCACAGGCCAGAACCUGAACCUAAACACAGUGGCUGUUGUGGAGGCAAUGGCUAGCUAGUGUAGCUAAUUCAUACAUUGUGUGUUUUUAUCCAGGUUUUGAUUUGCA
Molecule: messenger RNA, 779 nt
Organism: Halichondria panicea
Lineage: Eukaryota; Metazoa; Porifera; Demospongiae; Suberitida; Halichondriidae
Product: ras-related protein Rab-7L1-like
Exons: 5
Coding region: 92-727 (211 amino acids)
Biological process (GO): phagosome-lysosome fusion; endosome to lysosome transport
Cellular component (GO): late endosome; phagocytic vesicle; lysosome
Molecular function (GO): GTP binding; GTPase activity
Source: RefSeq, a predicted model, not a curated record